Molecule: messenger RNA, 3810 nt
Organism: Corythoichthys intestinalis (scribbled pipefish)
Lineage: Eukaryota; Metazoa; Chordata; Actinopteri; Syngnathiformes; Syngnathidae
Product: potassium voltage-gated channel subfamily H member 3-like
Exons: 14
Coding region: 384-3734 (1116 amino acids)
Biological process (GO): regulation of membrane potential; potassium ion transmembrane transport
Cellular component (GO): plasma membrane
Molecular function (GO): voltage-gated potassium channel activity
Source: RefSeq, a predicted model, not a curated record
CAAUGAGCUAGAGAGAGGGGGGGUGACUGGAUAAACUAUAGAGUCCAUGACGAGAGGAGAAGAGAAGGAGGAGGACGAGAGGGGUUGCAGUGCAGCACACCCGUGCGUAAAUGUGACCAUCCACGCCGUGCUCUCCAUUCAGCUAUUCUCUGCAUCCAGCACGGGCACCUUGCCUCCUCGCGUUUGCAGCCCCAAUUACCUGCACAGUGGUCGCUAGAGAAAUUUGGACCGUGGAGUCCCGGGUGUCGCGACUCGGCGCCCUCCUCCAGGGUUUAGGAGGAGCGCCGGGAACCACGUCUAGGUUUCUCCCGGGUUUCGUGAGCACCUCCGGCGAGAGUCAUGGCUCGGAACGCCGGGAGAGACGCGGCUCAACCCGGUCCCGGAUGCCCGUGAUGCGUGGCUUGAUCGCACCGCAAAACACCUUCUUGGAUACCAUCGCUACUCGGUUCGACGGAACCCAUAGCAACUUUGUGCUUGGGAAUGCCCAGGUCCAAACACUCUACCCCAUUGUCUACUGCUCCGAUGGCUUCUGUGAAUUGACCGGCUUUGCUCGCGCUGAGCUGAUGCAGAAGAGUUGUACAUGUACCUUCCUAUAUGGUGGAGAAACCAGUGACCACCUCACCUCGCAGAUGCAGAGAGCUCUGGAUGAGCGGCGGGAGUUCAAGACUGAAAUCAUCCUGUACAAAAAGAGUGGUUCCAAGUUUUGGUGUCUGCUGGACAUUGUGCCCAUAAAGAAUGAAAAAAGUGAGGUGGUUCUGUUCCUAGUCUCGCAUAAGGACAUCACAGAAAACAAGGACCAGGACCAUGGCAAUGAGUCUGACUCUGAUUCAAAAACAGGGCUGGAGGUACACCAGAUUAACCGCCCAGCAGGCUAUAGUACGGAGCGUCGCCGAAGUCGUGCUGUCCUUUACCAGCUGUCUGGACAUCUUCAGAAGCAAGACAAGACCAAGAGCAAACUCAACAUCAACAAUAGUGUUUUGGGAGCCAAUGCUAACCCGGUGCCUGAGUACAAAGUGGCAGACAUCCAGAAGUCCCGCUUUAUCCUUCUCCAUUAUGGCGCUUUUAAGGCUGGCUGGGAUUGGCUGAUAUUGUUGGCAACUUUUUAUGUCGCCGUCACGGUUCCCUACAAUGUCUGCUUCACAGCAGUUGAGGUACGAGAGGAUGGUGCGUCAACAGCAAGAAGCCCACCCAGUGUCAGUGACAUCUUGGUCGAAAUUCUCUUCAUGAUUGGUAAGGAUGUCACCUCAGUUCGAUUAAUUUCAUUUUUUGUUACCAAACCCAAAAUGAACCCUAUGUCUUUGCAUAUAUGUAUAUGUGUUUUAGAUAUCGUGCUAAAUUUCAGAACCACUUACGUGAGCACAUCUGGUCAGGUUGUGUACGACGCUCGCUCCAUUUGCAUUCAUUAUGUCACAUCCUGGCUGUUUGUGGACCUGAUCGCUGCCUUGCCCUUCGACCUGCUGUACGCUUUCAAUAUCAGUGUGAACUUUGGGGUCCACCUGUUGAAGACGGUCCGUCUUCUGCGCCUUUUGAGACUUCUGCAGAAGCUGGACCGCUACUCCCAGUACAGCGCCGUGGUCCUCACCUUGCUCAUGUCUACAUUUGCCCUGCUAGCUCACUGGAUGGCAUGUGUCUGGUACUUUAUCGGCCGCAGUGAGAUUGAAAGUAACAGCCCAGCUUCUUGGGACAUAGGGUGGCUUCAUGAACUCGCCAAACGUGUGGGCACACCAUAUUUCUUGGCACCACUGACCUCCCUACUGGGAGUGUCUGAUUCGCCUCAACGCCCUGUGGCACCAGAACUGAUUAACUCCAGUCAGUGGAACAGCUCUGGUCUCGAACCAUUGAAUGGAGAAGGUUUGUUUGGUGCGGCCCAGUGGAACAGUAGUAGGCCCCGCGUAAGGUUGCCAGGUGUCACUGGCAUGGCGCUGAGCGGCGGUCCAUCCGUGCGGAGCUCCUAUGUGACAUCGCUUUACUUUGCUCUGAGCAGUCUGACCAGUGUAGGUUUUGGCAACGUUUCAGCUAACACAGACUCAGAGAAGAUCUUCUCCAUCUGCACCAUGCUGAUUGGAGCAUUAAUGCACGCCGUAGUGUUUGGUAAUGUGACUGCCAUCAUCCAGAGAAUGUACUCACGACGCUCCCUAUACCACACCCGCACCAAGGAUUUAAAGGACUUCAUCAGAGUGCACCGGCUCCCCAAAGCCCUUGAGCAGCGUAUGAUGGAGUGUUUCCAGACAACUUGGUCGGUCAACAACGGCAUUGACGUCAGCGAGCUGCUGAAGGACUUCCCAGAUGAGCUGAGGGCUGACAUUGCCAUGCACCUUAAUAAGGAGCUGCUGCAGCUGCCACUUUUUGAAUCAGCCAGCAGAGGAUGUCUACGCUCCCUCUCACUAAUCAUUAAGACAUCCUUCUGUGCGCCAGGGGAAUUCCUAAUCCGUCAGGGCGAUGCCCUACCAGCCAUCUACUUUGUGUGCUCUGGCUCCAUGGAAGUGUUGAAGGACAACACUGUGCUCGCCAUUCUGGGAAGAGGUGACUUGAUUGGCUCUGACUGUCUGACACAGGAAGCAGUCAUUAAGACCAAUGCCUGUGUCAAGGCACUGACUUACUGUGACCUGCAAUAUAUCAGCCUUAAAGGGCUCCGCGAGGUUCUUUCUCUUUACUCUGACUACACCCAGAAGUUCCUUACAGAAAUCCAACACGACCUAACGUACAACCUCAGGGAAGGACACAGCACGGAGGCCGACUGUGAGAGCAACGGCGGACUUGUGAAGAAGCUUCCCUCCAUCAAAGAGGAUGAAGAAGGGUCAAACUCUGAGGAAGAACACUCACCUCUCCUGAAGAUGCCGCCCGUGGGCAGGCUGGGCCGAGGCCUGCGCUCACCCCUACGAUCCCCUUUGCGCUCCCCGCUGCUCCCGCCGAGACCCUUCAGACCACCGAACGAUCACACUCGACCGGCUGGUCUGCAGAUUCCUGUAGUGAGCUUCAGCUGCCUGCAGCCAGAGCUCAGCCCUCGCUUUGUAGAUGGCACUGAAACAGAAAAUAAAAGCGCUCAAGACACAAAGUUUGACUUUACUCAUACCAGCACUACACAGCGCUGUCUAUCCAGCCCCGAUCCAGUCACAGAGGAUGAUGACGGCGACACAAUGAAGGCUAUCGCGAAGCUUAAGCGAGAGAUGAAGGUUCUCUCCCACCAAGUAACCAACGUGAGCCAGGACCUUCAAGAAAUGACUCGACUUCUCAAACCACUUUUUCACAACCCCGCCAACCUGUUGAUGCCCAGUGCCAUCACUCCACCUCCCAGCGUUUCUUCGCACGGUUGCUCCCCGGCACCACCGAUUUUUAUACAGCAAGGAGAGGGACAACAUCUUCAGUGCAUCCCGAUAGCAGAGCCAUCAGCGCCUACGCUCAGCGUGACAGGAUUGGACUGUUGCAGGAGUGCACACGCAGCAGAGUUUGACCCCAUUCACUGUUCCAAUUCACAAAUCACAGCCUCAGUUAAUGCUGCAGCUGGGUCUCCUUGCUCAGCUCCACCAUCCCUUCAAAAUUCCCCACACGAGCAGAAGCUAAUGCCAGUUCCCUCCUGGUCAGCCUCUAUCCCCUCACUCUCGUUGCCACGCACACCUCCUUUGCAGGACUUAACUGGGCAGAGUUUUGAGCCAACAGCCAGAGGCUCGUCCCAAUACUGGCCCCAGGCACAACACACCACUCAGCUCAGUUUCGUGGAUGAGGGGCAGCCGUGAGCAAUCUCGGACGAAAUUUGGGAAACUGCAUGGCAAACGUGUCUGAGACUGGCAUGGACUUUACAAUGUAAAAACA